Selaginella moellendorffii is the source of this 2913-nucleotide messenger RNA. RefSeq names its product protein MEI2-like 5. NCBI's taxonomy places the organism in Eukaryota, Viridiplantae, Streptophyta, Lycopodiopsida, Selaginellales, Selaginellaceae. The transcript is spliced from 13 exons. Bases 198 to 2486 code for a protein of 762 amino acids. Gene Ontology annotation, molecular function: RNA binding. The record is from RefSeq and is a predicted model, not a curated record.
GGGGCGGUAUAUGCUCGGCACGGGUAUAAUGUUUGUGAGAGCUAAGCUAGGGAUGGUUCGUUAAGCGCGAACGAGGGCAAGGGUUUUUGUGCUCGGGAGAGGGGGCGCGCGGCAAAGCGGAGCGCGGACAAGAGGAGCUAUCGCCGUGGCUGCGCGAACCAUGUUUUGGGCGACGGUGAGGAGCUUCGUCGAGGCUUAUGGGGUCGGGAAACACGUUCCACAGCGGUGCUACGUCGGCUGCUCCAUCCAUUUCCAUGGCGUUUUCUGAGAGCGGGGGCUGGUCUUGGUUCCGUGGGGGGCCUGCUAAGGGAGACGAGUUGCCACCGGAGGAUCACUGGUCCGAGGACAAGGAGAAGAGCGCGAGCUGGGCGGUAAGCGAUGACGUGCCCGAGCACCGGAGCGUGCCAUCCGGUCUUGCUUCCCCACAGAUGACACAGGAAGCCGCCGCUGCCGUUGCUGCCGCCGCCACCGUCGACAAGGCAGGUGACAACAUUGGCGUGAACAUUUUCUCGAGUUCAUUGCCUGACUUGUUCCGAAACAAACUAGGACUGCUCGAUGUUCAACAGCCGCCCUCAUCGGAGGCCGACGAGGAACCUGAAGACAAUGAGAUUCCUCUGGAAGAACUGGAGCUGCAUGCUAUCGGCAGUCUGCUUCCUGACGACGAUGAGUUGUUGGCCGGUGCUCUCACUGAUAUGCCACCGGGGUCGUCCAGCACCCAGGAUUCAGAGGAUCUCGACUUUUUCAGCAACGGAGGGGGCCUUGAACUCGACGGUGAUGGCUUUUCUGCCGAAGAACCGACUUCGCGCACGAUUUUUGUACGGAAUAUAGAUAGUAAAGUUUCGGAUGACGAGCUUAGAGCUGUUUUUGAGCGUUUUGGUGACAUUCGUACGCUGUACACUGGAUGUAAACCCGAAGGUUUGAUUUUAGUCUCCUACUACGAUUUGCGGGGUGCCAAGCGCGCGAUACGUGCGCUCCAGAGCCGGGUGCUGUGGGGCCAAAAGUUGGAGAUGCACUUCUUAUUUCCAAAGGAUAGUCACCCAUACGACACAAGCCUUGGCAUGGUUGCGGUUUUCAAUGUCGAUCCCGCCGUGUCAAACGACGAUCUCAAAGAACUUUUCGGAGUGUAUGGGGACAUCAAGGAGGUCCACGAGACACCGCUUAAACAUCGACACAGGUUCAUCGAGUUCUAUGAUUCACGAGCUGCAUGCGCUGCGCUUCGGGUUCUGAAUAAGCGUGAUCUACUCGCCAGGCGAACUCGACUGGACCCGAGCUCAAUAUUGCAGUUCAACGAUGACGUUGAUAACGAUGAUCCUCUCGUGCAGUCUCAGCAUCUGUUCAACGCGACAGGCUAUAGUGAAAGCGAGGCUUUGAGGGAGCUUCACCAGCAAGCGAAGUUUGCGUCGUUUAGCCACCCUUGGAACUCCCUGGCGGGUGGUUUAUCUUCACCAUCCUCCGUCAUGGGAAAAGCUGGUGAUGUUGGGCUGGGCUAUCACUCGUAUCCGGAUUUUGACUACGGCCUUAUGAACCAUAUUCGGCAGAGCUCGGCCAUGUCAGCUUUACGUGCACGUGAAGGACUGGAAGAGAUGCCUCUUCAUAGGAGUCCUGGUUACGAGCAUAGAGGCCUGGCAGUAAAUCCUCGACCAGGAUUGGUGACAACGCCAAGCUCGCCUUUCCUGUGGGGCAAUGCUCCGCAGAGCUCUCCGUUGCUGUGGCCACCAUCAGCUCAUUUGUAUGGUCAUCCAAAGGUUCAUGGUUGCAGCCUGCAGAGCCACUUACUCAAUCCGGUUCUGGCUUACCCUCAAGUAGGAUGCCUACCUUACGGUGAGAAGUUACGAGACAGAAGGCGCGGGUAUUUAAGGCAAUCGGCGCCUGGAGGAUACCUUGGGCUUACAGGGUCACUGAGGCUGGGGUCAAGAAGUCAUCCUGAUCGCAAGAGUGAUUUGUCGAAGGGCGCUCUUUCCAGCGGCGUGGGCCGAUUCAACAGCCGGCACAGAAGCCGCAGAGGCGACAGUAACGCAGCGGACAAAGAACAGUUUCACCUGGACCUGGAUCGUAUAGUCAGCGGAGAGGACAAGCGUACGACGCUCAUGCUUAAAAAUAUUCCGAACAAAUACACGUCGAAGAUGCUCUUGGCAGUGAUCGAUGAGGCAAACCAGGGCACUUACGAUUUUAUCUACUUACCAAUCGACUUCAAGAACAAGUGCAAUGUGGGGUACGCUUUUGUGAAUAUGAUAGAGCCUUCCUACAUUGUCUCGUUUUAUAAGGCUUUUAAUGGCAAGAAAUGGGAAAAGUUUAAUAGUGAGAAGGUUGCAUCGGUAGCUUAUGCUCGAAUUCAAGGCAAAGCCGCUCUCGUGGCUCAUUUCCAGAACUCGAGCUUGAUGAACGAAUGUCGUCCUAUAGUGUUCGGCGAAGAAGGGAACACUCCGGACGAUCCAGGCAAAGAAAUCGGGAUUGUAAUGGGUUCCGAGGAAGCGACGAAACUGUAAAACACGUGAGGGUAACACAGAGAGGCAAGGAAGAUGAUGAGCACCUCUUCAAGCGAAGGUUUUGAUGUAGAUUCCUUAGGACUGGCUCAUCCAUCUAUCGUUGAGGUUGUUUUUUUUUCCUUUCGUUUUCCUUUUUUAUCUUUUUCUACGUUCUUCCUUUUGCUUGUAAAAAAUAAUGAGCUAGUCAUGGAAGAAGAUCCGGCAGCCGCGGUAGCAGCAGCAGAUUUUAUGUAAAAAGUUCAGAAGAAGAAAGUUUGGUGUUCGGCAAUCAGUGGCAGUGUUGAUCUCCGUUAGUUGGUUGGAUUGGAGAGAAGGGAGAGUUUUUCAGGCCUUUGGUGGUGGCUCUACCUUUGUAGCUCCAUCAGAUUUUGUAGUAAUGGUUUCUUUCGUUUUUUCCAGUCUAAGAUGAAUGAGAUCCAUUAUCUUG